Messenger RNA from Helobdella robusta, 1743 nucleotides. RefSeq lists its product as hypothetical. Lineage: Eukaryota; Metazoa; Annelida; Clitellata; Rhynchobdellida; Glossiphoniidae. The transcript is spliced from 13 exons. Gene Ontology annotation, cellular component: Golgi apparatus. The coding region runs from base 1 to 1743 and encodes 580 amino acids. The record is from RefSeq and is a predicted model, not a curated record.
AUGACGGUCGAUAAAGAUAAACUUUCCCCAGAGGAGAAAGUUAAAUUCGAAAGUGGCUGGCAGAGUAACGCAUUUAAUCAAUACGCCAGUGACCUGAUGUCGCUACACCGGACACUGCCUGACGUUAGAGAUGAUGAAUGCAAGACCAGAAAGUACAAUCCCGUUCUUCCGCCUGCCAGCGUUAUAAUAAUCUUCCACAACGAGGCCUGGACCGUCCUACUAAGGACAGUCCACAGCGUCCUAGACAGGAGUCCGCCGGAGUUAGUGAAAGAGGUCAUACUGGUCGAUGACUUUUCAGAUCUGCCUCACUUGAAAGAACCAUUAGAUGAAUAUAUGGCUAAACUGAAGAAGGUAAAGAUAAUGAGGGGGGAGAGUAGGGAGGGGUUGAUCAGGGCCCGCUUGAUUGGGGCCUCCGUGGCCUCUGCCCCCAUUCUAAUAUUCCUCGACUCCCAUUGCGAAUGUACUACUGGUUGGUUGGAGCCGCUACUAGACAGGAUUGCAGAAAACAGAUCCAACGUUGUAGCUCCUAUCAUUGACGUCAUAAAUGACAACACACUAAAGUAUAUUUGGUCGAGUGCAAAAACCACGAGCAUCGGUGGCUUCGAUUGGAACCUGCAGUUUAACUGGCACCAGAUACCACAGAGGGAGAUUAAUAGGAGGAAGUCCGCGGUCGACCCUGUGGAGAGUCCCACGAUGGCAGGUGGCUUGUUUGGCAUAAGUAAAGAGUACUUUGAAUACUUGGGGAGGUACGACCCCGGUAUGGACAUCUGGGGGGGAGAGAAUCUCGAGCUAUCUUUCAGGGUGUGGAUGUGUGGCGGUCGACUUGAGCAAGUGAUGUGCAGUCACGUGGGCCACAUUUUCAGGCACAGAAGCCCAUACGCCUGGAGGACAGGCACAAACGUAGUUAAGAAGAAUUCAAUUAGGUUGGCCGAAGUGUGGAUGGAUGAAUACAAGAAAUAUUAUUACGAGAGAUUAAAUUACGAUAUGGGCGACUAUGGAGACGUGACAGCCAGGAAAGAGUUGAGGAAAAAACUGAAAUGCAAGUCCUUCGACUGGUACCUCAAGAAUAUCUUCCCGGAAUUAUUCGUCCCCGGAGAAGCCCUGGCCUCCGGAGAAGUGAGAAACAAGGUGAAUGGCAAAACUGGCGGCAUGACGAAUUUGAGCCCUGCCUGUUUGGACAGUUCAGUGGAUAAGAACGCCCACCACAAGCCAAUCAAACUGUGGCCCUGCCAUAACCAGGGUGGCAAUCAGUACUGGAUGCUGAGCAAGGCAGGCGAGAUAAGGAGAGACGAGGGCUGCGUUGACUACGCUGGGGACAUCAUAAUGAUCUACCCCUGCCACGGGAUGAAGGGCAAUCAAGAGUGGGAGUAUCAAGCGGACAACACGUUACGUCACGUGAACACAAACAAGUGCCUGACCUUGACCUCUGACCUGACGAACGUCACCAUGGAGUACUGCCAGGGUAUAGAUAGACAGAUCUGGUUCUGGAAGAGAAAAACGAAUGAAGGAUCGACAGAUGGUAAGAAUAAGGAAGAAAGUAAAAAUGAAGGAAUGAAGACCAAUGGUAAUAAUAAUAAUUAUAAUAAUAAUAAUGAAAAACCAGCUCUUUAUAAGCCAACGGUUUUUUCCGAGAAACGUGAUAAUGAUGAUGAAAAAAAGAAUAAUAAGAAUAAGAUGACAGCCAUGCCAAAUGAGUUUAAGAAAUUCUAUUCAACAACCUUACCUAGAAAUAUUGCUAGGUAG